Molecule: messenger RNA, 754 nt
Organism: Adelges cooleyi (spruce gall adelgid)
Lineage: Eukaryota; Metazoa; Arthropoda; Insecta; Hemiptera; Adelgidae
Exons: 5
Coding region: 55-606 (183 amino acids)
Source: RefSeq, a predicted model, not a curated record
GUACAGUUUAGUACUACCUUGUUCGAAUUAAACAGUAUAUAAUAAUAGUAAAAUAUGAUGAAUAUUAAAAUUAUUCUUUUGCUUAGUUUGGCAGCAUACGUGGCGUGUGGUGGCGGCGAUAAACCUCUACUAGGAGACGGUAUUACAGCAGUAGAGUUUUCGGAUGAUGAUGACAGCGAGUUCUGCUUAGCCCAGGCAGGUGAACCGAGUGAACCAUUGAACGAAGAUAGUGUAGAACAGCAGACCCCUAUGAAAUCACAAGAACCGAUUAAAUCAAACACUCAAGAACAAGAAGUUGGUGUCAGUGGAUUGGACUCAUCCAGGUCUAACACGACAAACGUCCAGACGGCUAUUAACUAUGGUCAUCCAGGAAGUGUGCAGAUUAAUAACAGUGGAUAUAUUUAUGGACCAAUAUAUUAUAACAUAAAAGGUUUGCCCGUGGCCACUCAGGGGGAUACACUGUUUGUCGAUGGCAAAGAAGUCCAAGGAGUUAAUGCUACGGAGAGGCCGUUAGUGAUAGAAUGGGAUGUUGGUAAACUCAAGGUCAACGGGAUAUCAAAAACGGGUUUCGAGGGAAUACAAGGAUCAGGAAUCUGGGAAUUUUGACCGUUCACGAAGCUAUAAAUCUACAAUAUAAAAUACAAAUUCAAUGUAUCAAAAUUCAAAAAUUACAAGCUGAUUAUGUAAAAAAAUAAUUUAUAAUUAUAGUUUUAUUAAAAAAACAUAAAAAUAAAAGAAUAUUUUAAAUAUCGUA